AUGUUCACAAGUGUCCUCUCAGGCAAAAAGAAAAUACUUUAGAAUGGCUAGGUGAUUUAUUUUGAUUCAAAGUUCAAGUCAGCCUUCUAGUUCCCAUUCACCAUUGGAAAGAACUCUUUGAAUAUUGUCUAGCACGGUGAUAAAUUUGAACUGAGAAUUAAUAAUCAGUCAUUUACUCAUCUCUGGGAUAAUGAGAGAACAAAGAGAAAUUUCAACUAUGAAAAUAGAGAGGAGUUAGACCCAUACAAGCAAAAGGAUUAUGCCAAAAAUUACGAUUAAUCGACAAGACCGGCUUCACAUUAACCCAGUCUAGAAGUCAAUAACAGACAUAGACAUAAAUCUCAGCAUCAUGGAGGAAGUAGCAAUGCUGGAAACAUUAAUGUGAACUUAGAUGAGGUAACAGGACUUGAUGAAUCUGAGAUUCAAGCAUAAAUUAAAGCCUAUGAGGAGCUAUAAAGAAAGCAUAAAAGAGAGUAAGAUGUCAGGAGAGGCACUCAGGUCAGCAACAGUUCGAAACCUCAACAAGAUAAACAAUAUAACGCUUAUGAUUUCGCAACAGGAUUUGAUCAUGGUUUCGACAAGUUCUCUACAAAUGCCUAAGGAAGCAGCAGUGGUGCCGGCAAAGGAUCUUCUCAAGCCUCAUCUUAGAAUUAGAAGAAGCCAUAACCAUAAAAUGAUGAAUUCGAUUUCAAUUUCAGCAAUUCUCAACCUUAAUAAUAAUAAUCCAAGCCAAACACCUUCUAAAAUACCUAGUAGAAAUCUAUGCCACCCUAAACAUAAAAUAAUGCUAAUAGUAACAUGGCAAGUAAUGACUUAUUUGAUCUUUUGGGAAGUGGCCCAAGCUCACAAGGCGGAUUUUCUGCUCCUAAACAAUAAGAAACUAGUAAAAAUGCUCUAGAUUUCUUCAAUGAUCUUGAUUUUGGCCCACCAUAAACUAAUGUAAGCAGCAACAACUUGCAAACUCAACAACAAUAACCAUCUACAAAUCUUGUAGGAGGAUUAGAUGAUUUGAUGGGAUUCGGAGCACCUAUUACAUCAAUGAACACUACCCAGCCUUAAAAUCUAGGAGGUCUUGGUGGCAUAUAGCAGCAAUAACAAUAAAUGCCACUCUAAUAAUAACUUUAAAACAUUCCAUAAUAACAGCCAGAAGCUCAACCUGAAAAUAAGCCAAAGUUUGUACCAAAUCUAGCUGGAUUUUACACCUAAAAUCAGCCAAUGAUGCAAAGUCAAUAAGAGUUACUGAUGCAAUAAUAGAUGCAAUAGCAAAUGAUGAUGCAAUAAAUGAUGAUGAAUCAAGGAUUCGGAACAAAUAUGAAUGCUGGAGCAGGCAUGGGCGGCUAACCUGGAGGAAUGGGAAUGGGAAUGAAUACCAACAUGAAUAUGGGUGGAGCAGGAUAUGGUACAAACAUGAACGCAGGAAUGGGCGGCGGAAUGGGUGGUGGAAACCCAUGGGACAAUGGAUUUGGUGGUCAGUAAUAACAACAAUAAUAAAACUAAAACUAAUUCAUGACAGGAAUGUAAAAUUAAGGCUAUCAAUAAUAGUAAUUUGGUGGACAGCCAUCUUAUUAAUAAAACACCUAUUAAACUUCAGUUCCUCAGCAGAACUAUGGAGGCUCAAACAUGGGAGGUGGAGCAGCAUCCACACCCUUUGACUUGUUCAACUGA
Messenger RNA from Stylonychia lemnae, 1665 nucleotides. NCBI's taxonomy places the organism in Eukaryota, Ciliophora, Spirotrichea, Sporadotrichida, Oxytrichidae. The record is from the annotation of a GenBank genome assembly.